This is a messenger RNA of Columba livia (rock pigeon), 15522 nucleotides long. It is a transcript of the gene RYR1, whose product is annotated as ryanodine receptor 1. The record is from RefSeq and is a predicted model, not a curated record. Gene Ontology annotation, biological process: release of sequestered calcium ion into cytosol by sarcoplasmic reticulum; intracellular calcium ion homeostasis; striated muscle contraction. Gene Ontology annotation, molecular function: protein binding; ryanodine-sensitive calcium-release channel activity. Lineage: Eukaryota; Metazoa; Chordata; Aves; Columbiformes; Columbidae. Gene Ontology annotation, cellular component: sarcolemma; smooth endoplasmic reticulum; sarcoplasmic reticulum membrane.
GGGACACGGGCGGCGGCACCACCGGGACCGACACCCCCGGGACCCCCACCCGGGAACGACACCCCCCCCGGGGACUCGAACCCCGACCCGGGACCGACACCCCCGGGACCCCCACCCGGGAACGACACCCCCCCCGGGACUCGAACCCCGACCCGGGACCGACACCCCCCGGGACCGACACUCCGGGAUCGGCAGCACCGGGGACUCGAACCCGCACCGGGGACUCGAACCCGCACCUGGGACCGACACCCCCGGGACCCCUGGGAUCGGCAGCACCGGGGACUCGAACCCCAAGCUGACACCGACAAACCGCGGGACCCCGGGGACCGACGCCCCGAGAUCGGCAGCGCCGGGGACUCGAACCCCAACCCAGGACCAGCACCCACUGGUGACCAGUAGCCCCCAGUGCCCGGCACCCACUGGUGACGAGUCCCCGCCAUGGCCGAGGCCGACGGUGAGGACGAUGUGCAGUUCCUGCGGACGGAGGACGAGGUGGUCCUGCAGUGCACCACCACGCUGCUGAAGGAGCAGCUCAAGCUGUGUCUGGCGGCCGAGGGCUUCGGGAACCGGCUCUGCUCGCUGGAGCCCACGUCCAACGCGCAGAACGUCCCCCCCGACCUGGCCGUGUGCUGUUUCAUGCUGGAGCAGUCGCUGUCGGUGCGGGCGCUGCAGGAGAUGUUGGCCAACAGCGCCGAGACGGGGGCCGAGGGGCUUGACCUGGACAAGUGGUCGUCGCAGGGGGGGGGACACCGGACGCUGCUCUACGGCCACGCGAUCCUCCUGCGGCACUGCCACAGCGGCAUGUACCUGAGCUGUCUCACCACGUCCCGCUCGGUCACCGACAAACUGGCCUUUGACGUGGGGCUGCAGAAGGACGCGGCCGGCGAGGCGUGCUGGUGGACCAUGCACCCCGCGUCCAAGCAGCGCUCGGAGGGGGAGAAGGUUCGAGUGGGGGACGAUCUGAUCCUGGUCAGCGUGUCCUCCGAGCGCUACCUGCACCUGUCCACGGCCAGCGGGGAGCUGCAGGCUGACGCCUCCUUCAUGCAAACGCUCUGGAACAUGAACCCCGUGUGCUCGGGCGGCGAGGAAGGCUACGUGACCGGUGGCCACGUCAUGCGCCUGUUCCACGGCCACAUGGACGAGUGUCUGACCACGUCGGCCCCCGAGCAGGGGGAGGAGCGCAGCAGCGUGGUGAACUACGAGGGAGGCGCCGUCUGCACCCACGCGCGGUCCCUGUGGCGCCUGGAGCCGCUGCGCAUCAGCUGGAGCGGCAGCCACCUGAAGUGGGGCCAGGCGUUCCGGCUGCGCCACGUCACCACGGGCCGGUACCUGGCGCUGACCGAGGACCGCGGGCUGGCCGUGGUGGAGGCGGCGGCCGCGCACACCCGCGCCGCGGCGUUCUGCUUCCGCGCCUCCAAGGAGAAGCUGGAGGUGGUGGCCAAGCGGGACGUGGAGGGGAUGGGGACCCCCGAGAUCAAGUACGGGGAGUCGCUGUGCUUCGUGCAGCACGUGGCCAGCGCGCUCUGGCUCACGUACGCGGCGGCCGACACCAAGGCCAUGCGCCUCGGGGUGCUCAAGAGGAAGGCCAUCCUGCACCAGGAAGGACACAUGGACGACGCUCUGUCCCUCACCCGCUCCCAGCGCCAGGAGUCACAGGCGGCGCGGAUGGUUUACAGCACGGGGGGGCUCUACGGGCACUUCAUCAGGAGCCUGGACAACCUGAGCGGGCGGGGCAGGGGGGGCGGCCCCCCCCCCGCGCUCCCCAUCGCCGCCAUGAUCCUGAGCCUGCAGGACCUGAUCGCCUAUUUCCAGCCCCCCCCGGACGAGCUGCAGCACGACCAGCGCCAGAGCUGGUUACGGGCGCUGCGGGGCCGCCAGAACCUCUUCCAGCAGGAGGGGAUGGUGACGCUGGUGCUGAACUGCAUCGACCGGCUGAACGUGUACAGCACGGCCGCGCACUUCGCCGAGUUCGCCGGGGAGGAGGCGGCCGGCAGCUGGAAGAAGAUCGUGAACCUGCUCUACGAGCUGCUGGCCUCGCUGAUCCGGGGGAACCGCGCCAACUGCGCCCUGUUCUCCACCAACCUGGACUGGCUGGUCAGCAAACUGGACAGACUGGAGGCGUCCUCGGGCAUCCUGGAGGUCCUUUACUGCGUCCUGAUCGAGAGCCCCGAGGUGCUGAACAUCAUCCAGGAGAACCACAUCAAGUCCAUCAUCUCCCUCCUGGACAAGCACGGCCGCAACCACAAGGUGCUGGACGUGCUCUGCUCGCUGUGCGUCUGCAACGCCGUGGCCGUUCGCUCCAACCAGAACCUCAUCACCGAGAACCUGCUGCCGCGCAGGGACCUGCUGCUGCAGACCGGGCUGGUCAACUACGUCACCAGUGUGCGCCCCAACAUCUUUGUGGGCACGCACCCCGGCUCCACGCAGUACGGGCGCUGGUACUUCGAGGUGGCGGUGGAGGCGGCCGAGCCCUUUGUCACCCCCCAGGCCACCCACCUGCGCGUGGGCUGGGCCGCGCUGGGGGGGUACAGCCCCUACCCGGGGGGGGGCACGGGCUGGGGGGGCAACGGCGCCGGCGACGACCUGAGCUCCUUCGCCUUCGACGGGCUGCACCUCUGGACAGGGGGCGUGGCCCGGCCCGUCGGCUCCGCCCCCCGGCGCGCGCUGGCGGCGGGUGACGUGGUGAGCUGCUGCCUGGACCUGGGGGUGCCCAGCGCCUCCUUCCGCCUCAACGGGGCCCCCGUGCAGGGGGUGCUGGAGUGCUUCAACCUGGACACGCUCUUCUCGCCCGUCGCCAGCUUCUCGGCGGGGGUCCGGCUCCGGUUCCUGCUGGGGGGCCGCCACGGGGAGUUCCAGUUCGUGCCCCCCCCCGGGUACUCGCCGUGUGCCGAGGGGCUGCUGCCCCGCGAGCGCCUGCGCCUGGAGCCCAUCAAGGCGUAUCGGGGGGAGCGCGCCCCCCCCGGCUCGCGCAGCCUGCUGGGGCCGCCCUACACGCUGCCCCACACCGCGCUCACCCCCUGCCCCGUGGACACCGUGCAGAUCGUGCUGCCCCCCCACCUGGAGCGCAUCCGCGAGAAGCUGGCGGAGAACAUCCACGAGCUGUGGGCGCAGACGCGCAUCGAGCAGGGCUGGACCUACGGGCCCGUCCGUGACGACAACCGCCGCCUGCACCCCUGUCUGCUGAGCUUCCACGACCUGCCCGAGCCUGAGCGCGGCUACAACCUGCAGAUGUCGGGGGAGACCCUCAAGACCCUGCUGGCGCUGGGCUGCCACGUGGGGAUGGCGGAUGAGAAGGCUGAGGAGAACCUCAAGAAGAUCAAGCUCCCCAAAUCGUACACCAUGUCCAACGGGUACAAGCCGGCGCCGCUGGACCUGGCGCACGUGCGGCUGACCCCGGCGCAGCUCACGCUGGUCGAUCGCCUGGCCGAGAACGGGCACAACGUGUGGGCCCGCGACCGCGUCCAGCAGGGCUGGACCUACAGCACCGUGCAGGACAUCAAGAACAAGCGCAACCCCCGCCUGGUCCCGUACCACCUGCUGGACGAGCGCACCAAGAAGACGAACCGGGACAGCCUGUGCCAGGCGGUGCGGACCCUGCUGGGCUACGGCUUCAACAUCGAGCCCCCCGACCAGGAGAGCUCGUCGCAGAGCGCCCCCCGCGGCGGGGUGGACCGCUGGCGGGUGUUCCGGGCCGAGCGCGGGUACGCGGCGCGUGCCGGGAAGUGGUACUUCGAGUUCGAGGCCGUGACCACGGGGGACAUGCGCGUGGGGUGGGCGCGGCCGCAGCUGCGCCCCGACGUGGAGCUGGGAGCUGACGACAUGGCCUACGUGUUCAACGGGCACCGCGCGCAGCGCUGGCACGUGGGCAGCGAGCCGUUCGGGCGGCCGUGGCAGGCGGGGGAUGUCGUGGGCUGCCUCAUCGACCUGGGCGAGUGCCACAUGAGCUUCACGCUCAACGGGGAGAUGCUCAUCAGCGACGCGGGCUCCGAGGUGGCCUUCCGGGACUUCGACGUGGGCGACGGCUUCGUGCCCGUGUGCAGCGUGGGGCAGGAGCAGGAGGGGCGGCUGAACCUGGGCCAGGACGUGGGCACGCUGCGCUUCUUCAGCAUCUGCGGGCUGCAGGAGGGCUUCGAGCCCUUCGCCGUCAACAUGAAGCGCCCCAUCGCCCUCUGGUUCACCAAGAGCCUCCCCCAGUUCGAGACCGUGCCCCCCGACCACCCCCAGCUCGAGGUGACGCGCAUGGAUGGGACGGUGGACACCCCCCCCUGCCUGCGCCUGAGCCACCGGCCCUCGGGCUCCCCGGCCGCCCCCCCCGAGCUGCUGUUCCUGCGCCUCAGCCUCCCUGUGCAGUUCCACCCGCGCUUCCGCUGCACCCCCGGGGCCACCCCCCUGCCCCAGACCCCCCCCGAGCCCCCCGAGGAUGCCGGAGCUGACCCCCUGUCGGAGUUUGAGCGGCUGCGGCGCUCGGCGGGUCCCCGGCACCCCGAGGGCGACGGCGAUGGCGACAAAGCACCGGGGGGGGCCCCGCUGCCGCGCCCCCCCCGCGAGCAGGCCCCCCCCGAGAACGAGAAGGACGCGGCCACCGAGAAGGGCAAGACCCGCCGGGGGUUCCUGUUCAAGGCCAGGAAGACAGCGUUGCGCCCCCCCCCCGCCGUGCCCAGCGUCCCCCGCCUCGAGGAGGACGUUGUCCCCGACGAGCGCGACGACCCCGAGGUCAUCAUGAACACCACCACGUACUACUACUCGGUGCGGAUCUUCGCGGGGCAGGAGCCCUCGAGCGUCUGGGUGGGCUGGGUGACCCCCGACUUCCACCAGCACGACCCGGCCUUCGAGCUGUCCCGCGUGCGCACCGUCACCGUCACCAUGGGCGACGACAGGGGCAAUGUCCACGACAGCAUCAAGCGGAGCAACUGCUACAUGGUGUGGGGGGGCGAGUUUGCCAGCACGGGGCAGCAGGCGCGCGUGAGCCACAGCGACCUGGUCAUCGGCUGCCUGGUAGACCUGGCCACCGGGCUCAUGACCUUCACCGCCAAUGGCAAGGAGAUCAACACCUUCUUCCAGGUGGAACCCAACACCAAGCUAUUCCCGGCUGUCUUCGCCCUCCCCACCAGCCAGAACGUCAUCCAGUUUGAGUUGGGCAAGCUCAAGAACAUCAUGCCCAUCUCAGCCGCCAUGUUCAGCAGCGAGCGGAAGAACCCGGAGCCGCAGUGCCCGCCGCGCUUGGCCAUCCAGGCGCUGACGCCCGUCACCUGGAGCCGCAUGCCCAACGAGUUCCUGGCCGUGGAGACCACGCGGCUGGGCGAGCGCCAGGGCUGGGGCGUCGAGUGCACGCAGCCCCUGGUCAUGAUGGCCCUGCACAUCCCCGAGGAGAACAGGUGCCUGGACAUCCUGGAGCUGUCGGAGCGGCAGGACCUGCUCCGUUUCCAGUGGCACACGCUCAAGCUGUACUGCGCCGUGUGCGCGCUGGGCAACAACCGCGUGGCGCACGCGCUCUGCAGCCACGUGGACCAGGCGCAGCUGCUCUUCGCCAUCGAGAGCGCCGAGCUGCCGGGGCCGCUGCGGGCCGGCUACUACGACCUGCUGCUGGCCAUGCACCUGGACGCGGCGCAGCGCGCCCGCGCCUCCAUGAGCGCUGAGUUCAUCAUCCCCAUGACCGACGCCACCAAGGCCAUCACGCUGUUCCCCGGUGGUGGCCGCGCGCCGGGACCCCCCGGCGUGGGGCCGAGCGCUUGCUUGAGACCCCAGCCCCAUUUCGCCGAGCCCUGUUUCGUCCUGGCGGCCGGCGCCGGGCGGGCGCCGCUCAGCCCCGGCAUCCCAUUGGGGAUGCUGGGGACCAGGGCCAUCAGGAUGCUGGCGGAGGCGGUGGCCGGGGGGGGCCCCCACGCGCGGGACCCCGUGGGGGGCAGCGUGGAGUUCCAGCUGGUGCCGGUGCUCAAGCUGGUGUCGGCGCUGCUGGCCGUGGGCGCGCUGGGCGACGCCGACGUGCGGCGCGUCCUGAGGAUGAUCGAGCCCAGGCUGUUCGGGGACGCGCGCAGGGAGCCCCCGGCGCAGGGCGAGGAGGAGGAGGAGGAGGAGGAGGAGGAGGCGAGGAGGAAGGCCAUCGAGGCGGGGGAGAUGGAGGAGGAGGAGAGGGAGAGGAAGGAGGAGGAGGAGGAGGAGGACGGGCUGGAGGAGGGGCUGCUGCAGAUGAAGCUGCCCGAGUCGGUCAAGCUGGAGAUGUGCAACCUGCUGCAGUACUUCUGCGAGCGGGAGCUGCAGCACCGCGUGGAGGCCAUCGUGGCCUUCUCGGAGCGGCACGUGGAGCGGCUGCAGCGCGACCAGCGGCGCCGCUACGGCCAGCUCAUGCGCGCCAUGACCAUGUCGGCCGCCGAGACCGCCCGGCGCACCCGCGAGUUCCGCUCGCCCCCCCAGGAGCAGGUCAACAUGCUGCUGCAGUACAAGGGGGGUGCGGACGAGGAGGACUGUCCCGUCCCCGAGGACAUUCGUGACGAGCUGCUCGACUUCCACAACGACCUGCUGGCCCAUUGCGGCAUCGAGCUGGUGACCGAGGAGGAGGAGGAGGAGGAAGAGGCGUCGCUGCGGCAGCGGCUGCUGGGGCUGGUGCAGAAGGUGCUGGGGCUGCGUGGGCCCCCCCCGGCACCCGAGGAGACCCCAUCCGAGGAGCCACCUGCACCCAGCUCGCUGCAGGAGCUGAUCUCGCAGACCAUGGUGCACUGGGCGCAGGAGUCGUUCAUCCAGAGCCCCGAGCUGGUGCGCGCCAUGUUCAGCCUGUUGCACCGGCAGUACGACGGGCUGGGCGAGCUGUGCCGCGCGCUGCCCAAGGCCUACAGCAUCAGCGCCCGCUCCGUGCCCGACACGCAGGCGCUGCUGCAGUGCCUGGGCCAGAUCCGCUCGCUGCUCAUCGUGCAGAUGGGCCCCGAGGAGGAGAUGCUCAUGAUCCAGAGCAUCGGGAACAUCAUGAACAACAGGGUUUUCUACCAGCACCCCAACCUGAUGCGGGCGCUGGGGAUGCACGAGACCGUCAUGCAGGUCAUGGUCAGCGUGCUGGGGGGCGGCGAAUCCAAGGAGAUCCGGUUCCCCAAGAUGGUGACCAACUGCUGCCGCUUCCUCUGCUACUUCUGCCGCAUCAGCCGCCAGAACCAGCGGGCGAUGUUCGACCACCUGGGCUACCUGCUGGAGAACAGCAGCAUCGGCCUGGGCAUGAGGGGCUCGACCCCCCUGGACGUGGCGGCCGCGUCCGUGAUCGACAACAACGAGCUGGCGCUGGCGCUGAAGGAGCAGGACCUGGAGAAGGUGGUGACGUACCUGGCGAGCUGCGGGCUGCAGAGCUGCCCCAUGCUGCUGGCCAAGGGCUACCCCGACAUCGGCUGGAACCCCUGCGGGGGCGAGCGCUACCUCGACUUCCUGCGCUUCGCCGUCUUCGUCAACGGGGAGAGCGUGGAGGAGAACGCCAACGUGGUGGUGCGGCUGCUGAUCCGGCGGCCCGAGUGCUUCGGGCCCGCGCUGCGCGGCGAGGGCGGCUCGGGGCUCCUGGCCGCCAUCCAGGACGCCAUCGCCAUCGCGCAGGACCCGGCCCGGGACGGACCCAGCGGGCGGCGGGAGCGCCGGCGGGAGCCAUUCGGACCCGAGGAGCCCCCCGAGGAGACCCGUGUGCACCUGGGCAACGCUAUCAUGUCCUUCUAUGCCGCCCUCAUCGACCUGCUGGGCCGCUGCGCCCCCGAGAUGCACCUGAUCCAGGCCGGGAAGGGGGAGGCGCUGCGGAUCCGCGCCAUCCUGCGCUCGCUGGUGCCGCUGGAGGACCUGGUGGGGGUCAUCAGCCUCCCCCUGCAGAUCCCCGCCCUCGGGAAAGACGGCAGUGUGCUGGAGCCACGCAUGGCCGCCAGCUUCGUCCCUGAGCACAAGGCGCCCAUGGUCCUGUUCCUGGACCGCGUGUACGGGGUGGAGAGCCAGGAGUUCCUGCUGCGGGUGCUGGAGGUGGGCUUCCUGCCCGACAUGCGGGCGGCCGCCUCGCUGGACACGGCCACGUUCAGCACGACGGAGAUGGCGCUGGCGCUGAACCGGUACCUGUGCCAGGCGGUGCUGCCGCUGGUCACCAAGUGCGCGCCGCUGUUCGCCGGCACCGAGCACCGCGCCAUCAUGGUGGACUCCAUGCUGCACACCGUGUACCGGCUGUCCCGCGGCCGCGCGCUCACCAAGGCCCAGCGCGACGUCAUCGAGGAGUGCCUCAUGGCCCUGUGCCGGUCCAUCCGUCCGUCCAUGCUGCAGCACCUCCUGCGCCGCCUGGUCUUUGACGUCCCCAUCCUCAACGAGUUCGCCAAGAUGCCCCUCAAGCUGCUGACCAACCACUACGAGCGGUGCUGGAAGUACUACUGCCUGCCCAGCGGCUGGCCCAACCAGGGCGUCAGCUCCGAGGAGGAGCUGCACCUCACCCGCAAGCUCUUCUGGGGCAUCUUCGAGUCCCUGGCGCACAAGCGCUUCGACGCGGAGCUGUACAAGCUGGCCAUGCCGUGUCUCUGCGCCAUCGCGGGCGCGCUGCCCCCCGACUACGUGGACGCCAGUUACUCCUCCAAGACGGAGAAGAAGGCGUCGGUGGACGCCGAGGGCAACUUCGACCCCAAACCCGUCGAGACCCUCAACGUCAUCAUCCCCGAGAAGCUGGACGGGUUCAUCAACAAGUACGCCGAGUACACCCACGAGAAGUGGGCGUUCGACAAGAUCCAGAACAACUGGUCCUUUGGGGAGACGGUGGAUGAAGAAGCCAAGACCCACCCCAUGCUGCGCCCAUACAAGACCUUCUCCGAGAAGGACAAGGAGAUCUACCGGUGGCCCAUCAAGGAGUCGCUGAAGGCCAUGCUGGCCUGGGAGUGGACGGUGGAGAAGGCCCGCGAGGGGGAGGAGGACAAAGCCGAGAAGAAGAAGACCAGGAAGAUCUCCCAGUCUGCACAGGCCACCUAUGACCCCAGCCAUGGCUACAGCCCCCAGCCCGUGGACCUGUCGGGGGUGACGCUGUCCCGGGAGCUGCAGGCCAUGGCGGAGCAGUUGGCCGAGAACUAUCACAACACCUGGGGCCGCAAGAAGAAGCAGGAGCUGGAGGCCAAGGGGGGGGGCUCGCACCCCCUGCUGGUCCCGUACGACACGCUGACGGCCAAGGAGAAGGCGCGGGACCGCGAGAAGGCGCAGGAGCUGCUCAAGUUCCUGCAGCUGCAGGGCUACGCCGUCACCCGGGGGCUGAAGGACAUGGAGCUGGACACGUCGUCCAUCGAGAAGCGUUUCGCCUACGGGUUCCUGCAGCAGCUGCUCAAGUGGAUGGACAUCUCGCAGGAGUUCAUCGCGCACCUGGAGGCCGUGGUGAGCAGCGGGCGGGUGGAGAAAUCCCCCCACGAGCAGGAGAUCAAGUUCUUCGCCAAGAUCCUGCUGCCCCUCAUCAACCAGUACUUCCACAACCACUGCCUGUAUUUCCUGUCCACCCCCGCGCGGGUGCUGGGCAGCGGGGGCCACGCGUCCAACCGCGAGAAGGAGAUGGUCACCAGCCUGUUCUGCAAACUGGCCGCCCUGGUCCGGCACCGCGUCUCGCUCUUCGGGACCGACGCGCCGGCCGUGGUGAACUGUCUGCACAUCCUGGCGCGGUCACUGGACGCCAAGACGGUGAUGAAGUCGGGCCCCGAGAUCGUGAAGGCCGGGCUGCGCUCGUUCUUCGAGGGCGCGUCCGAGGACAUUGAGAAGAUGGUGGAGAACCUGCGGCUGGGGAAGGUGACGCAGAGCCGGACGCAGGUCAAGGGGGUGGCGCAGAACCUCAGCUACACCACGGUGGCGCUGCUGCCCGUGCUCACCUCGCUGUUCCAGCACCUGGCGCAGCACCGCUUCGGCGACGACGUCAUCCUGGACGACGUGCAGGUCUCGUGCUACCGCAUCCUCAGCAGCAUCUACUCGCUGGGCACCACCCGCAACCCCUACGUGGAGAGGCAGCGCCCCGCCCUGGGGGAGUGCUUGGCCCGUCUCGCCGCCGCCUUCCCGGUCGCGUUCCUGGAGCCGCAGCUGAACGAAUUCAACCCCUGCUCGGUCUACAGCACCAAGAGCCCCCGCGAGCGCGCCAUCCUGGGGCUGCCCCCCCGCGUGCAGGACAUGUGUCCCGACGUGCCGGACCUGGCGCGGCUCAUGCGGGACAUCGGGGGGCUGGCGGAGUCGGGCGCGCGCUACACGGAGAUGCCGCACGUCAUCGAGGUGACGCUGCCCAUGCUCUGCAACUACCUGCCCCGCUGGUGGGAGCGCGGCCCCGACACCGUCCCCCGCGGGCCCUGGGCCACCGGCGUCACCGGCCACCACCUCAACGCGCUGCUGGGCAACAUCCUGCGCAUCCUGGUCAACAACCUGGGCAUCGACGAGGCCUCCUGGAUGAAGCGCCUGGCAGUGUUCGCGCAGCCCAUCGUGAGCCGUGCGCGGCCGGAGCUGCUGCGCUCGCACUUCAUCCCCACGCUGGAGAAGCUGAAGAAGCGUGCGGGGAAGGUGGUGGCCGAGGAGGAGCAGCUGCGCAUGGAGGCCAAGGCCGAGGGCGAGGAGGCCGAGCUGCUCAUCCGCGACGAGUUCGCCGUGCUCUGCAGGGACCUCUACGCGCUCUACCCGCUGCUCAUCCGCUACGUGGACAACAGCCGGGCCAAGUGGCUGACGGAGCCCAACGAGGACGCGGAGGAGCUGUUCCGCAUGGUGGGCGAGGUCUUCAUCUACUGGUCCAAGUCCCAUAACUUCAAGCGCGAGGAGCAGAACUUCGUGGUGCAGAAUGAGAUCAACAACAUGUCGUUCCUGACGGCCGACAGCAAGAGCAAGAUGGCCAAGUCCGGAGACGGCCAGGGGGGGGGCUCGGAGCAGGAGCGCACCAAGAAGAAGCGGCGGGGGGACCGGUACUCGGUGCAGACGUCGCUCAUCGUGGCCACCCUGAAGAAGAUGCUGCCCGUGGGGCUCAACAUGUGCUCGCCCAGCGACCAGGAGCUCAUCAGCCUGGCCAAGGGCCGCUACGCCCUGAAGGACACGGACGAAGAGGUGCGGGAGUUCCUCAACAACAACCUGCACCUGCAGGGCAAGUGCGAGAACAGCUCGUCGCUGCGCUGGCAGCUGGCUCUGUACCGCGCCAUGGCCGGCAGGGCCGAGGACUCGGACAGCCCCGACAAGGUCGUGCGCAGGGUGCAGGAGGUGUCGGCCGUGCUCUAUCACCUCGAGCAGACGGAGCACCCCUACAAGUCCAAGAAGGCCGUGUGGCACAAGCUGCUGUCCAAGCAGCGCCGCCGCGCCGUGGUCGCCUGCUUCCGCAUGACGCCGCUCUACAACCUGCCCAGGCACCGCGCCUGUAACAUGUUCCUGGAGGGGUACAAGCUGUCCUGGCUGCUCCCCGAGGAGCAUCCCUUUGAGGAUCGCAUGAUCGACGACCUCUCGAAGCCCGGGGCGGAGGAGGAGGAGGAGGAGGAAGAGCAGGACAAGAAGCCGGACCCGCUGCACCAGCUCAUCCUGCACUUCAGCCGCACGGCGCUGACCGAGAAGAGUAAGUUGGAGAAGGAUCACUUGUACAUGGCGUACGCCGGCAUCAUGGCCAAGAGCUGCCAUAUUGAGGAAGGGGAAGAGGAAGAGGAGAAGAAGGAGGACGAGAAGGAGGAGGAAGAAGCUGAGGGCUCGUUCGAGGAGAAGGAGAUGGAGAAGCAGAAGCUGCUGUACCAGCAGUCGCGGCUGCACACGCGGGGGGCGGCCGAGAUGGUGCUGCAGAUGAUCAGCGCCUGCAAGGGGGAGCGGGGGGAGAUGGUUUCCUCCACCCUCAAGUUGGGCAUCUCCAUCCUCAACGGGGGCAACGCCGAGGUGCAGCAGAAAAUGCUGGAUUACCUGAAGGAGAAGCGGGAGGUCGGGUUCUUCCAGAGCGUCCAGGCGCUGAUGCAGACCUGCAGUGUCCUGGACCUGAACGCCUUUGAGCGGCAGAACAAGGCGGAGGGGCUGGGGAUGGUGACGGAGGAGGGGACGAUCAUCAGCCGUGAGAAUGGGGAGAAGGUGAUGUCGGACGACGAGUUCACGCAGGAUCUGUUCCGGCUGCUGCAGCUGCUCUGCGAGGGGCACAACAACGAUUUCCAGAACUACCUGCGCACCCAGACGGGGAACACGACGACCAUCAACAUCAUCAUCUGCACCGUGGACUAUCUGCUGCGCCUGCAGGAGUCCAUCAGCGACUUCUACUGGUACUACUCGGGCAAGGACGUCAUCGACGAGCAGGGCAAGCGCAACUUCUCCAAGGCCAUGGCCGUGGCCAAGCAGGUCUUCAACAGCCUCACCGAGUACAUCCAGGGUCCCUGCACGGGGAACCAGCAGAGCCUGGCCCACAGUCGCCUCUGGGACGCCGUCGUCGGCUUCCUCCACGUCUUCGCCCAUAUGAUGAAGAAGCUGGCCCAGGACUCCAGCCAGAUCGAGCUCCUGAAGGAGCUGCUGGACCUGCAGAAGGACAUGGUGGUGAUGCUGCUGUCCCUGCUGGAAGGCAAUGUGGUGAACGGCACGAUCGCGCGCCAGAUGGUGGACAUGCUGGUGGAGUCCUCCAGCAACGUCACCAUGAUCCUCAAGUUCUUCGACAUGUUCCUGAAGCUGCGCGACAUCGUGUCGUCGGACGCGUUCCGCGACUACGUGUCGGACCCGCGGGGGCUCAUCUCCAAGAAGGACUUCCAGAAGGCCAUGGACAGCCAGAAGCAGUUCGAACCCGCCGAGAUCCAGUUCCUGCUCUCCUGCUCCGAGGCCGACGAGAACGAGAUGAUCGACGUGGAGGCGUUCGCCGGGCGCUUCCAGGAGCCGGCGCGCGACAUCGGCUUCAACGUGGCCGUGCUGCUCACCAACCUGGCGGAGCACGUCCCGCACGACCAGCGGCUCCGCACCUUCCUGGAGCAGGCCGAGAGCAUCCUGGAGUACUUCCGGCCUUUCUUGGGGCGCAUCGAGAUCAUGGGGGCGGCGCGGCGCAUCGAGCGCCUCUACUUCGAGAUCAGCGCCGCCAACAAGGCGCAGUGGGAGAUGCCGCAGGUCAAGGAGUCCAAGCGCCAGUUCAUCUUCGACGUGGUGAACGAGGGCGGCGAGGCCGAGAAGAUGGAGCUCUUUGUCAACUUCUGCGAGGACACCAUCUUCGAGAUGCAGAUCGCGUCGCGGCUGUCGGAGGAGGAGCCGCCACACGACGAGGACGAGGACGAGGAGCCGGACGAGGAGGACGAAGGCCCCGACGCCCCCGCCCCCCCCACCGAGCCCGCCUCGGCCUUUGGGGAGCUGCUGGCGGGGGCCGGGGGGCUGCGGCGCCUCCUGGGGUCCCCCCAGGCGUGGAAGCGGCGGCUGCGGCGGCUGCGGCGGCGGCCGGGCCGGGAGCUGGCGCGGGCGGCGGGGGCGGCGGCAGGCCGGGCGCUGCUGGGGGCGUUGCUGGGGGGCUGGGGGGCGCUGGGCGCCGUGGGGCGGCUGGCGUGGGUGUCGCUGUUCGGCGGGGGGCUGGUGGAGGGGGCGCAGCGGCUGGCGCUGGCCGAGCUGCUGGCCAGCAUGCCCGACCCCACGCAGGACGCCGUGGGGGGCGGCGAGGCCGGGGGAGGCGGGGCGGGGGGUGACGAAGGGGGGCCCCAAGAGCCCGGACCCCCGCCUGAGCCCCACGAGCCGCAGCCCCCCGAAGAGGAGGAGGAGGAGGAGGCGGCGGCGGCGGCCCCCACGGUUUUUCGGGGCGCGCAAGGAGCCCGGGCACUAUAGGCCGGCGGCCCCGAUGCGCCGGGGGGGCUGGGGGAUAUCGGGGAGCCCCCCGGCGCUGAGCCCCCCACCCCCGAGGGAACCCCCAUCCUCCGCAGGAAGAUUGGGGAGGACGGGGAGGAGGUGGAGGAGGCGCCGAAGGACGAGGAGCCGGGGGGGGAGCCCGAGAAAGCCGACACGGAGAACGGGGAGAAGGCCGGGGCGGAGGCGGCCGAGGGGGGGCCGGAGCACGGGCCCCCCCCGAAGCGCAGGAAGUCGGUGCCGCGGGAGCGCAAGGAGCCGCCGGCAGAGGGGGCGUUCGAGUUCUGGGCAGAGCUGGAGGUCCAGAGGGUCAAGUUCCUGAACUACCUGUCCAGGAACUUCUACAACCUGCGGUUCCUGGCGCUCUUCCUCGCCUUCGCCAUCAACUUCAUCCUCCUCUUCUACCGGGUAUCCGAGCACCCCCCGGGCGCCGAGGAGGAGGAGCUGGAGGGCUCGGGGGCGGCGGGCGAGGCCGAGGGCUCCGGGGGGGCCGAGGCGGGGGGGCCCGGCGAGGACAGCGUGGUCUAUUACUUCCUGGAGGAGAGCACAGGCUACAUGCAGCCGGCGCUGCAGGGGCUGGCGCUGGCGCACACGCUGGUGGCCUUCCUGUGCAUCAUCGGCUACAACUGCCUCAAGAUCCCGCUGGUGAUCUUCAAGCGGGAGAAGGAGCUGGCGCGGAGCCUGGAGUUCUCGGGGCUCUACAUCACCGAGCAGCCCCCCGACGACGAUGUGAAGGGGCAGUGGGACCGGCUGGUGCUCAACGCCCAGUCCUUCCCCAGCAACUACUGGGACAAGUUCGUCAAGAGGAAGGUGCUGGAGAAAUACGGGGACAUCUAUGGGCGCGAGCGCAUCGCGGAGCUGCUGGGGAUGGAACUGGCCAGCCUGGAAAUCGGGGCGCAGGGGGAGCGGAAACCCCCCCCCGACAGCUCCCUGCUCACCUGGAUCACAUCCAUCGACAUCAGGUACCAGAUCUGGAAGUUCGGGGUCAUCUUCACCGAUAAUUCCUUCCUCUACCUCACCUGGUACAUGGCCAUGUCCCUCCUGGGCCACUACAACAACUUCUUCUUCGCCUCCCACCUGCUGGACAUCGCCAUGGGGGUGAAGACCCUGCGCACCAUCCUCUCCUCCGUCACCCACAACGGCAAGCAGCUGGCCAUGACCGUGGGGCUGCUGGCCGUGGUGGUCUAUCUGUACACCGUGGUGGCCUUCAACUUCUUCCGCAAGUUCUACAACAAGAGCGAGGACGAGGACGAGCCCGACAUGAAGUGCGACGACAUGAUGACGUGUUACCUGUUCCACAUGUACGUGGGGGUGCGGGCCGGGGGGGGCAUCGGGGACGAGAUCGAGGACCCGGCGGGGGACGAGUACGAGUUGUACCGCGUGGUGUUCGACAUCACCUUCUUCUUCUUCGUCAUCGUCAUCCUGCUGGCCAUCAUCCAGGGUCUGAUCAUUGAUGCUUUUGGGGAGCUGCGGGACCAGCAGGAGCAGGUGAAGGAGGACAUGGAGACGAAAUGCUUCAUCUGCGGCAUCGGGAGCGACUAUUUCGACACGACCCCCCACGGGUUCGAGACCCACACGCUGGAGGAGCAUAACCUGGCCAAUUACAUGUUCUUCUUGAUGUAUCUGAUCAAUAAGGACGAGACGGAGCACACGGGGCAGGUGAGACCUGGGGGUCACGGGGGUUUGGGGGGGUCAGGUGGGGUUUCGGGGGGGGGGACUUCUCUCAGCAUCUCAACCUUCUCCAUCAAGGUCCCACUUCUGGACCUCUUCUAG